AUGGGUUUUCUAUAUGUCAUGAAAGAAGGCAUAGUGGUGCUGAAGGAGGUGAGAAAGAACAACUUAUAUUGUCUUGUGGGAUCAACAGUAGUUAGUGAAACUGAAGCAUAUAUGGCUAGUGAAGCAGAGCUAUGGCAUAAAAGACUAGCUCAUGUAGGAGAAAAGGGAAUCAAAGAGCUACAGAAGCAGAAUCUACUGAGUAUCAUCACUCUUGUGAAACUCAAAAUUUGCGAAGAUUGCAUUCUAGGGAAGAGCAAGAAGAUUCCCUAUCCAACUAGCAGAAUGUCUACAAAAGAGCCCUUCGAAUAUGUACAUGGUGAUCUCUGA
Molecule: messenger RNA, 327 nt
Organism: Salvia miltiorrhiza (redroot sage)
Lineage: Eukaryota; Viridiplantae; Streptophyta; Magnoliopsida; Lamiales; Lamiaceae
Exons: 1
Coding region: 1-327 (108 amino acids)
Source: RefSeq, a predicted model, not a curated record